AUGUGCUUCAUCCUUUGGCUGCUCCUCGCACUCAUUCUGAACCUCUGUGCAGAUCUGUGGCGCUGUCAGCUCCUGCUGCCGCUGGUCUCUCUGGGUCUGGUGGUUCUUGGUGGUUUGCUGGGCUUCUGUGCGUGUCUGUGUGGCAGUCUGAGCCCGACGCUCUUCAUCGGUCUGCUGCAUCUGCUCGCAGGCCUGUGUUCUCUGGCGACCGUGUGCUGUUUUCUGGCCGGGAUGGAUCUGCUGCACCGUGUGUCUGUGUUGCCGGAUCACGUGGGCGGUGCGCUGGGCUGGUCGCUGUAUCUAGCGCUCAUCGCGUCUCCUCUGCACAUGAUGGCCGCUGCGCUGCUGGUGUGGGCGGCUCGCAGCCACAGUCAGAGCUACUACCGCAUGACUGUCUAUAGAGUCGCGUAA
Messenger RNA from Sinocyclocheilus anshuiensis, 411 nucleotides. Its product is annotated as claudin domain-containing protein 1-like. The transcript is spliced from 2 exons. The coding region runs from base 1 to 411 and encodes 136 amino acids. The record is from RefSeq and is a predicted model, not a curated record. NCBI's taxonomy places the organism in Eukaryota, Metazoa, Chordata, Actinopteri, Cypriniformes, Cyprinidae. Gene Ontology annotation, cellular component: membrane.